CAAGUGUGCGUAAAGCUGGCUUGCGAGCAAAAUUUGACGUUUAUUUGAUGGCAAAAAGUGCUCGUUCCUCCUAAAUAUUUCGGUUCUGUGUGAAAAUUGUUAGAUUUUCUUUGGAAUAAUCAGCCACCGUUGAGGACCAAUCUUCGGGAGAAUAUUAGCCCAUUAGGUGAGGCAUUUUGGUUCAAAAAAUGCCUACCGCAAGCGCUGCAUCAUGGGUGAAGUUCUUCUCCAAUGCCGGCAUCCCGUCGCAGGCGGCCGCCGGAUAUGCGCACGUAUUUGUCGAGAACCGGAUACAGAUGGACAUGCUGAUGGAUCUCAAUAAAGAGUAUCUGCGAGAGAUGGGCAUCACGACGAUGGGGGACAUCAUUGCCAUUCUGCGCCACUCGAAAGUGGUCUGCGAGCAAAGCGCCCGGGAUAGGGUUCUGUCCACACCGGGGGACGAUGCCAGUAACGGGAACUCUUCCGUGCCGGUGGCAGCAGUUUCCGCAACGCAGAGUUCCGCACCAAAAUCGGUGGUUUCAAGACCCAGCUCGACAGUAUCGCUCCCAAGCAAACCUCGGCGUGUAUUCCCAGAACACAAAAUCACACUUCCCGCCAGCGGCAACAGUAGCCGAACAGUGAACGAGAUUUCGGAGAAGAAAACCACUUUGGUCUCACUGUCCACUAAGAAGCCGGACGUAUUCAAACGGCUUUCGCACAAUUCAGAUGAGGAGGAAGACGACGAAGACGAGCACGGGAGUCUUCGGGAACCGGUUUCAAAACUUGCAUCCAAGGUGACUUUGAAAGGCAUAGAACCGCUCCGAUCUAGCAAGAGUGCGGCAUCGAUUUUCUCUCGGCUUGGUGGCAAAAGCAAACGGGACAUCACGGAAGGACCCACCGGGAUAUUGAAGAAAUCUCCCAGCAGACCGCUUUCAUCGGAGCGUAAAAUCACCACCACAUCGCAAAAGGUGAUCUUGGUGAAGAAGAUUCCGGCCAAAGCAGUCACCGUCUCAGACGACGAAGAGUACGGUAGGCGAAAGCGGAACAACUCUCGCCCGAGAACAUCUUUUGGCCGGAUGGACAUCGGAGAACCUCUGAAGUCCGUGUCGUUCUCCGAGGAGGACGAGGUCCUUGAGAUAGAUCCACGUCCAGUAGCAGGCAAACCAUCGCCCAAAGGAGGCGCCCGGAUGCGAUUCAACGAGCGGGAAGUUCCCGUCCGGUCUAGACUUGGUCAUUCGCCAAAACGCAACCAGACCUCUCCACUGCGAGGUCCGAAAAAAACGGUAUUUAUGAAACCGCAAAAAAUGCCAGCCGGAAACAUAACGACCCUUUCGCCUUCGUCGCUUUCGCGGUCGAAAAUGAAGUCCGACGCGAUGCUGCUGCGGAACGAGCUGCCUGUUAAAAAUCGACUGAAUCUGGCCGUCCGCGGUGGUCGUGGACCUCCUUCGGCGGUCAAAACCGAUCGGUUCAGUCUUGAUUCCAAGCUGGCCAGUAUGAAAUUGAAGGGAAAGCCGACCGGCGGCGGCAGGAAAAGUGUCCCCAGCGGAAGCGUUUUCGAUCGAUUGGGAUACAAUAGGAAAUGAGCAUCCUUGGGACCUUGGCGAUGAUAGUGAAUAAUUUAUGCUAAGUUUGAUAGACUGCUCCGCAUGGAAGGCGAGUUGUCCACAAUAUUUCGUUUGACAGAAACUAAUACGAAUGAAUCGACCAUUUAUAGCUCGAGAAAAUUAUAGCGUUAGUGUUUUUGGCUCCCUAACACGAUAUUUGUGAAGUGUUGAACAUCGUUUGAAUGGUUAUGUAGAACUGAAAUAAAGCUCUUCUAACUAGUGAAGUU
Aedes aegypti (yellow fever mosquito) is the source of this 1810-nucleotide messenger RNA. RefSeq lists its product as uncharacterized. NCBI's taxonomy places the organism in Eukaryota, Metazoa, Arthropoda, Insecta, Diptera, Culicidae. The coding region runs from base 189 to 1562 and encodes 457 amino acids. Gene Ontology annotation, molecular function: protein binding. The record is from RefSeq and is a predicted model, not a curated record. The transcript has 4 exons. Gene Ontology annotation, cellular component: nucleus.